UCCGCAUCACGCACCACUCGCUCCUUUGUGCUUCUCUACCACACCCUCCAUCCAUGCUGCCCCGCCGUGCACUGCUGCGCGCCGCCGCGCCGGCCGUGCGCCGGCAAGUGCUGCUGCCACGCACCCUGCGGCCUGCGCUGGCGCUGCCGCACCGCAGCCCGCUCGCCGACAGCGCUAUCUUGCGCUGCGUUGCAGCAGCUCGCGGCGUCGCGACCGCCUCGGCAGCAGCGGAGGCGGCGGCAUCGGGCGACGACACACACGCGCCCGUCGACGCCCAGGCCUGCCCGCUGACGCCGCCCGAGGGCACGCUGGCGCCGCACGAGAAGCUCGGCUUUCUCUACUUCGACACCAUGUACCCCAUUGAGCUCGGCUGGUGGGACAUGCGCCGCCUCGUCGGCCGCUUCGAGAGCGCGCCGCUGCUGGCGCGUCUUCGCGCCGCGCUGCCGGCAGGCGUCGAGGUCGGGCACGGCUUCGAGACAGUCGGCGUCGAGCCAAGGUCGAAGGACGGCGGCGCAUUCGCCAGCUUCCGCUACACGCUCGCGGAGGGCGAGAGCGAGAGCGACGUGCUGGGCGCCAUCGAGCGGCGCCUGAAGCGCCAGAUCAAGUCGGUGUACGCGCCUGGCAUGCUGCUCGUCGCCUCGUGGGGGCGCCGCCCGUCGGUGCACGUCGUGCGCGGCACGCCGUGGCGCGAGGAUCUGGCGCGCUUCCCGGCGCGCCAGGUGCGCAUUGCGUUCGAGGGCGGCGAUGGAAAGGCGCCCGAUGAGCAGACGCUGUGGGAGAUUCUGCGCCCGUACGGCCGAAUCCUCAGUCUCGCCAUCGACAAGAAGGAGAACACCGCCGUCGUGGGCUUCGCACGCAUGCGCGGCGCCACGAGUGCGCGCAACUGCGCCCACGGCGUGACGCUGCCGGGCGGCGCCAAGCUCAUCAUCAACUAUCUGCCGACGCUGCGGAGCCACAAGAUCUGGGACUGGCUCACGAGCCACCCGCGCAUCGUGUUGCCGAUCCUGGCCUUUGCGCUGGGCACGAUCACAUACGCCGUGUUUGACCCGAUCCGCGCAUUCUUCGUCGAGAGCAAGCUCAAGGGCUCGUUCAACUUUGAGCAGUACAAGCUGUACACGUGGCUCAAGUCCAACACCGUCGACCUCUUCCGCUCGGAGAAGGCGGCGCCGCGCAAGGACGACUGGUGGCAGCGCGGCCAGGCCGUCGACGAGAUUCGAGGCUGGCUGCGCGAGACGCCAUCGACGUUCAUCACCAUCUCCGGCCCGCGCGGUAGCGGCAAGCACCAGCUGCUCACCGGCGCGCUCACCAGCGAGAUCAACCACCUCCGCAUUGACUGCGCGAACAUCGCCCACAACGGCAAGACGGACUCGGCACUUGUCUCGGCGCUCGCCACGGAGAUCGGAUACUACCCCGUCUUUAGCUGGAUCUCGUCGCUCAACAACCUCAUCGACCUCGGCGCCCAGGGUCUCAUCGGCACCAAGGCCGGCUUUUCGACGCCCGUCGACGCGCAGCUGCGCCAGAUGCUCGCCACCGCCACGACGGCGCUCGUCAGCGUCAAGGAGGCCACGGCGAAGCGCAAGGAGGCCGUGCGCCGCAAGCAGAACGCCAAGGGUGCGGCCAAGAGCGAGACGCCGGCGCCAACGGUCGUGCAGCUUGAGCGCGCCGCAAAGGCCAGCAACGGCGACGAGCUUGGCGAUACGUCGUGCGUGCAGCACUCCGAGGCGGGCGACGGCGAGUACGACGCGCCGGUGCUCGUAUUCGACAACUUCCACCACAAGGGCCUCAAGUCGGACCUCCUCUGGACCGUGCUCGCCGAGUGGGCCGCCGAGCUCACGCAGAACCACAUCGCACAUGUUGUCUUCGUGACCGACAAUCCCGUGGCGCAGAGCAAGACGCUUUCGCACGCGCUGCCCAACGUGCCGUUCGAGAGCAUCGCGCUCGCCGAUGCCGACCAGCAGCGCGCGCGCGGCUACGUCGCGUCCAAGCUGCGCGAGCUGGGGCGGAUCGCGCCGGCCGUGCCGACGGAGAAGGCAGACGACUCGAGCGAGCUGGCCGCAGCGCUGGACGCAGACACAGCGCGCAACGUCGACGUGCUCGGGGGCCGUCUGACGGACCUCGAGCAGCUGACGGAGAAGCUGGCGCUGGGCCAGACGGUCGAGAACGCCGUCGAGGACAUCGUCUCGCGCACCGUCGUCGAGCUCCGCAAGAACGCCUUUGGCGACGACAUGGACGAUGCCAAGGCGCUGCCGUGGUCGCGCGAGCAGGCGUGGACGAUCGUCGAGCAGCUGGCAAAGAACUCGGAGCUCGCCUACUUCAGCGUGCUGCACGACCAGUUCAAGUCGGACGAGGCGUCGCUCAAGGCACUCGUGGCGGCAGAGAUCAUCUCUGUGCGGCACAACACGAGCGGCCGGCCGUCGACGAUCCGCGCCGGGCGUCCCGUGCUGCAGGAAGCCAUGCGGCGGCUCGUCGACGACGGCGUCUUCUCGCGCACGCAGCGGCUGCUCAGCGCCAGCGCCGCCAUCACCAGCGCCGAGACGGCGAUCCGCACCAUCGAGGCCGAGGUGCACCAGCUCGCCGAGCUGCACGCCCUCUCGGGCGGCGUGGCGCGCAGCAGCGACGGCGUGCGUGGCCGUGCCGACUUCCUGCUCAAGAAGAUGGCCGUGCACCAGGGCAAGGUCGCGACGCUCGACGAGCUCGUCGCGCAGCUCAAGAAGGAGCUCGCCAGUGUGGACGCCAGCGGCGCGGCCCCCGCCUGAGAAGGACACAGCGGCCUGCUGUGGCCCGCACGAUACCCCGUCUGCUCCU
Molecule: messenger RNA, 2805 nt
Organism: Tilletiopsis washingtonensis
Lineage: Eukaryota; Fungi; Basidiomycota; Exobasidiomycetes; Entylomatales
Exons: 17
Coding region: 54-2756 (900 amino acids)
Cellular component (GO): mitochondrial inner membrane
Molecular function (GO): nucleic acid binding
Source: RefSeq, a predicted model, not a curated record